AAAAACCGUACAAUUAUGUCAAAGAAUCCUAACUGGCAACCGAGGACGUGGCGUGUUGUACCGCUAGGUCCUCCAGGCCACUUCGCUUCGCAGUCCUCGCUCUUCGCCAGUCAUCAUCAGUUCCCCGCAAGACACGACACAAUGAAGGUUGUUAUUGUGCUCCUCGCAACUGUCGCUGCAGUCUCAGCAGUCAAGAUCAGCAACUGCGGCGGCUCAGCUACAGUUGACUUCAACAACAUAGAAAUGACAGGAUGUCUUAAGAACAAGAGAAAGUGUAUGUUCCCAAAAGGACAAGAUGCUUCGAUGUCGUUGCCUUUCACACCACAUCACGAGGUGACAGCAGUAAAGGCAAAGGUCACCGCCUUCAUCGGCCCCAUCCCGAUCCCCUUCAACUUGCCCAACAGUGAUGGCUGCACAAACUCCUCUUUGCGGUGCCCGAUGCCCGCUGGCCAGCAGGGCGUGUACACUGCCUCGCUUCCGAUCAGAUCGGAAUAUCCUUCCAUCAGUUUGCAGGUCAUGUGGGAGUUGAGAGACCAGAACAACAACAAGUUGGUUUGCAUCAAAUUCCCAGUUCAGGUGAAGAACUGAAGUGAUGACUAUGAAAUAAAUGUUAGAACAUGUAAAAAAAAAUGUCAAGGAUGAAUAUGCUGUGAACUUUUAUCAAUCAUCUUUCAUUCAGUAUUAGUUUGCAUUUGUUUUAGUAUGUGCAAAUGUGAAUAGUGUGGAUUAUAUGUAACUACAAUUUAGCAAAUGAAUUUGGUAUAUAAGCAACAUGCAAAUUAUUAAGGAUCUUUAAUGAGUUUUAAUUCUGCAUCAGAUAUUCACAUUUGUCCAUUAUUAAAUUCAGCUUCUAGGAUUAUUUAUGGUAUUCACAUUUAUAUGCACUUUAAACUGAAGUACUGAUAGAAGUUUAGCAUAAACAGUUUCUAUACAUUUUUUGUUAUAUACAUUUCUUAAGAAUAAAUAUUUUAUACAGUUAAUGUUCUAUGUAUAUUGGACUAGUAUAUGUAUGCUUUAGUUAUAUAAGGUUAUCAUCAUGUUACAGAUUACUCAUUUGUGAAACCAAAAAAUAAACAUUAAAAUAU
This is a messenger RNA of Penaeus chinensis, 1085 nucleotides long. Its product is annotated as NPC intracellular cholesterol transporter 2 homolog a-like. The record is from RefSeq and is a predicted model, not a curated record. Gene Ontology annotation, biological process: intracellular cholesterol transport. The transcript has 4 exons. NCBI's taxonomy places the organism in Eukaryota, Metazoa, Arthropoda, Malacostraca, Decapoda, Penaeidae. Bases 16 to 588 code for a protein of 190 amino acids. Gene Ontology annotation, molecular function: sterol binding.